UGAGCAUUAAAGCAGUCGUCAUUUUAAAUGGCAGUUGCGAUUUGAGAGGUAACAUGUAACGAGGUUGGACGUAAAAAGCAAAUUGUAGACGAAGUGGCCACGUGAAAAAAAUUUCAUUCAAAAUUUCUAUGCCGUUUCGUUUAACACGUUGCCAAGAUGUCGAGCGAUGUUAAGGUGGGAAUUAAACUAAGACCUCCGACGCAACAGGAGCUAGAUGAAAAUUUGUCGAUGCAAUGGAUCGUAAAAAAAAACUCGAUUGUUUCGUUAGAGCAAAAGACAAGUAAAUGGGAUGAUAACGGAUUUCAUUUUGAUUAUAAUUUUGAUCUAAAUACAAAAAAUUCUAAAAUAUUUGACAGUAUUGUUAAACCUAUUGUUGAUGCUACUAUAAAUGGUUUUAAUGGAACAGUAUUUUGUUAUGGUCAGUUUAAUUCUGGUAAAACAUAUACAAUGAUAGGUACCUCGGAAGAUCCAGGAAUAAUACCACUUACUGUUGAAUAUAUAUUUGAUGCUAUUUCAAAUGUCAUUCAACGUGAAUUUUUAUUGAGGGUAUCCUAUUUAGAAGUUUGUGAUGAAAAAAUAAAUGACUUAUUAGAUAAGAAUCAGAUUGAUUUAAAAUUAUACAAAGAUAAUAAUGGAAAAAUAAUUGUUAACUGUGCAGAAAAAAUUACAAAUUCUUCAAAUGACAUGUUGUCUCUAAUGAAAAAAGGAAUUAAAAAUGACAGAAUAGAAGAAAAUAAGAAUAAACAUAUUAAUAGCCAUAACAUAUUUCAAAUUAUAAUUGAAAGUCAAGGAAUUGAAGAAGAUUCAAAGAAUAUUGUGCAAUUAUCACAAUUAAAUUUGAUAGAUCUUGCUGGUUUUACAAAAACUCAGUGGACUGAAGUUAUUGAAGAACAUCAAACUGAUAUAUCUCUUUUUACUCUAGAAUCAAUAAUCACACAGAUGAGUAAGUCACAAAAUAUCCAGAAACACAUUGAUUAUCAUAAUAGUAAACUAACAGAAUUGCUACAGUCAUCAUUAAGUGGCAAUGCUUUGAUAGCAAUAAUAUGUACAGUGACACCUGUUACCUUAGAGGAAACAUAUUACACUCUAUCAUUCGCAACUGAAGCUAAAAGAGUUAAAACCAAACCCCAAAAGGAUAAAAUUAUAUCUAAUGCAUCACUUCUUUGUUAUGCAAAACAAGUGAAACUGGAGCGAAUAAAAAAUGGAAACUCACCUAUAGACGUAGAAGAAGUAGAAUCUAAUAAGGUGCAACAAAAAUGUCACUUGUUAGAAGAACGUAUAAAAUUAUUAAAAACUCAAAUUAUUUCUGGACAUUUAAAAAAUGGUGAAAAACCAGUUAAUUAUAAGUCUAAAAGAAGAGAAAUUUAUUAUAAUCCUGGAAUGAUCAAACCGUAUUCACCUAUAUUUUAUACUCAAACUUGCUUACCAACAAUAAAAGAAAUUUCACCUGAGAAACCACAUAAAAAAAACAUUAUGCAAUCAAUUGACAUAAAUCAAACAUUUCAGGAAGAUCUUGAAUCAGAUGCAAGUGAUCAUGAAAUAAUUGAUCAUGAAGCAGAUUAUGAAAUCAAAGAAAAUGAUAAUACUAGAAAUAAACAUGUUAAAUGUAUGGAAAGUAAUUAUUUUUUUCUAAGAUCUGGAACCAGUGGAGUAUAUCCUUCUACACCAAAAAAAGUUUUGCGGAAAUGUAUUGUGGAUCUGAGAACAGAGCUUGAUGAACUUCGUGAAUUUACAACUUUGGAAAAACAAUUGACAUGUGAAGAAAAACAUUGUUACACACAUAAUAUGGAAGAGCAAGCGAAAAAAUUGUUUAUUUGUUCUGAUUCAAAAAAUGAUGAAAUUGACAAAUAUUCUCCAAAUUUUGUAAUACAAUUAAAGGAUGAAAUAAAACCCGAUGUUCAAAGUAUUAAAUUAGAUAUAGAAAAGUUGGAAAAAACUAUUUGUUUAUUGACAAAUGAAAAUAUGGAAAUGUCAAACAAAUUAUAUGCUGAAAAAGAACUUGCUAAAGAAACCGAAUUAAAUUUUCAGAAAACAAUCAAUGAACUUUAUACACAAAUCUCAAAAAUUACGGAGGAGAAAAUUGAUUUAGAAAACCACAUAACAGUCUUGAAUGACCAAUUAGAAUCGUUUCGUUCAAAAACAGAAAAAUACGACGAUGAGCAGUUACUUAUUAAAUAUCAGAAUAAAAUUGAGGCAUUGAAAACAGAAAAUAUUGAUUUAUCAGCGAUUAUUGCAAAUCAAAAUAAGGAACUUGAAAAUAUUAAAGAAAGUAAAGCACUCUUAUAUGAUCAUGACUGCAUUUAUAAAGAUAAAGUUACAUUACUUACAGAAAAAAAUGAAUAUUUGAUAAAGGAAAAUAAUGAACUUUCUACUGAUUUAAUAAACAAAAUUGAGGAAAAUGAUAUAUUGAAAGAACAAUGUGAUAUUUUAAAUAAUAAAAUGACUUUAAUAAAAAACCUGGAUUCCAAUGAAAAUGACAUAGAGAAAUUAAGGUUAGAAAACAAUAUUUUGAAAGCUAGAAUUGCAGAAUUAGGAAUGAGAAUAACAAUAUUAACUGAUGAAAAUGCAAAAUUUUCCAAUAAUCUAUUAGAAAAUAUGAAAAAUUUUGAUAAUUCGCACAAUGAAAAAGUACAUAAUUCUAUUGUACCUAAUGAUCCUGAGAAGUCGAAUGAAACUAUGAAGAAAAUAGUACCAAAUGAAAAUUACGAAGAACUGUCAAACAAAAUUAUAAUGCUACAAAAGGAAAUUACACAUUUAUCUCGUGUAAAUAAAAAAUUAAGUGAUUUAAAAUUAUCAUCUUGUAGUCAAUGUGUACAUUUAAAGAAUGUAAGUGAAAGUCGUAGAGCUUUUAAACUUGAAGCAAAAAUUUUAAAUCAUAAAUUAGAAGACUUACAAAAAAGAUUUGAUCGUAAAUGUGCAGAUACUGAAACAUUAAAAUUUAAGGUUAAUCAAGAAUUGAAUUUAAGUUUUACUGACCCAUCCUUGAACACCAGUUUUGUAGAUAGAAUGAAUGUAAGUUUUGUAGAAGAAAAAGUUUACCAUUUAAAUAAUGAAUUACAAGCUUUAAAAGAUGACCAUGAUAAACUUUCAAUUUCAUAUAAAGAAAAAUGUGACAAACUAGAAAAACUUCAUAGUGCAAUAGAUAAUGAAAAAAAAAUCGAGCAGCUUCAAAAUAAUAUCGAUCAAGUAAAAAACGAUAUAGAUGAAAUAAAGAAGAGUAGUACACAUUUUGUUUCUUUGUAUAAAACGAAAAAAGAAAAAUUAUUAGAAAAAAUUAGUAGUUUAACAAGUAAUAAUGAAAUGUUACAACAAACAAUGGCAGAUAAAGAGAUAUCAAUAUCUAAAGCUACAGAAAAAGUUCAAAUUCUCGAAAAUGAAUUGUCAUAUAUGAAUAAAGAAAUCGAACAGUUUUCUGCGUUGGAGAAAAUAAUGCAGAGUGAAAAAAUGACAUUAGAAAUAGAAUUAGAAGAAUUAAAGCUUGAAAAUGAAAACAAAGAUAAUCUUAUUACUGGACUAAAUAAAACGAUCGAUGAUUUAAAUAAAUGUAUAUCAUCAUUAAAACAUGAAUUAGAUUUAAUAACUAUUCAAAAGAACGAAUUCACUAUUUUAAUUAAAAAAAAUGAAUGCAAAUAUAAAGAUGAAUUAAAACUUUUAAGAAAGCAAUGUGACGAAUUAAAAGAAGAGAAACAAAAAAGUAUAGAAAUAGAAAAACUGCAAAUCAAUGAAUUAGAAUCAAAUAUAGAAAAACUUAAACUAGAUUUAGAAAAACAAAGAAACUUACAUUGUGAAGAUACUGUUAAAGAAUCUAUGAUCAAAGAAUUAAAGUCACUUGAAUGUAUAUCACAUUCUAUAGAUUUUUCAAGUAAAACUGUAAAUGAAAUUUUCAACAUUUUUUUGCAAACGAUUAUGUUGAAAGAAGAAGAAAUAGUUAAAAAAAUGAACGAAUCAUUCGAAAAAGACAAACAAAGAUUAGAAGACGAGAAACAACAAUGUGCAGAUGCUGAAAAACGCAUGAUGUUAUGGGCUAAAGAAUUGGAAACAGAGAAUGAAAAAUUACACAUUGACUUUAAAAAAACAGAGAAUUUAUGUAUAGAAAAACAAGAUGAAAUUGAUCGAUUAAAACACUUUGUAAAAGAAAAUAAUUAUGAAAAGGAAAUACUCAAAGAAGAAAUUAAAACAUUAGAAAAUUAUCUCAAUAAUUUGCAAAACGAAUUUGACAAACAAUGUAGAGCAGAUAUUCAACAAAAAGAAGAAACUAUUAUUGUUGUACAAAAACGAGAAAAAGAAGUACGAGAAGCUCUUAAAUGUAAAGAAAUUGAACUUCAGUCUAAAAUGAAAUGUGAAAAAGAGCGGUAUGAAAAGAAAAUAGAAGAGUUAAUUUGCACUAUAGAAAUCUAUAAAACAAAAAAUAUAGAAUUGAAAAAUAAUAUUGAAGGGCUUGAAGCUAAUGAAAAACAAAUGAAAAAUAUUAUAGAAGCAAAUUCUUUAGAACUGAAAGUAAAGAAUCAAAACAUUCAUAAAAUUACACUUGAUUUUGAAGAGCUCAGAGAAGUUUAUUAUGAAUUAAAUUGCGAAAUGAAAGAAAAAACGUCUAGAAUUGAAAACAUUACACUACUUUUGAAAAAUAAAUGUGAUAUGUUAUCCGAAUAUAAAAUGAAAUUAGAAUCUAUCAUGCCAGACUAUGAAAUAUUACAAAAUCAAAUCAAGGAAAGAAAAGAAAGUAUAGAACGAUACAAAGAAGAAAUAGAAAAGUUGAAGAUGGAAAAGAAAAAACAAAUUGAAGAAGUCAAAGACAAAUUAAAUUUGGAAGAGAUAAAAAAUAUUGGAUUAAAUAAGCAGUUAAAUGAACUAAAUAGUAAAAAUAUUGUUUUAAUAGAAGAACUUGAUAAUUUAAAAGAGAAGUGUGAACAGUUGCAACAAACAAAUGUUAAAUUAGAAAAGAAAAUUAGAAAUAGUACAAGUAAAGUGAAAGUUGAAGCAGAGAUGGAAGAGUUAAAGGAUGUAAACAAAAGAUUGCAAAAUAAUUUAGAAGGUGCAAGUAAUCGUAUAAUUGAACUGCAGGAAAGCAAAAAUAAAACUUUCAAAGAAUUAGUUAAUUUAAAAAGUCAAUAUGAAUUACUGUCUCAAGAAAAUGUUGAAUUAAAAAAGAUGUUAUCGUUAUGCAAAUCCAAACAAAAUACUUUAUAUUUAUUGAAAGAAGAAAACAAAUAUGAUGUACUUCUCCAAGAAAAAAAUAAAAUCGCAUUACAAUUAGAAGGUAAAAAAUUAUUACUAUCACAAAAAGACAAAGUGAUUGUAGAAUAUACAAGUCAAAUAAAAAAUUUGGUUACUGAGAAGAGAGAACUGGAUAAUCAAUUAAGAGAAUGUACCACUAUUUUAUAUGAACGUAAUGAAGAACUAUCAAGUUUAAAAGAUAAAAUAUACAUGCAACAAGCUGAAAACAAAUUGAUUAAUGAAUUAACAAAAAAAUUAACAAGUCUAGAAAAAGAAAAUGAAGAAUUUAAAAAUCAACUUCAAACAUUUAAAACAAUAGCACAAACAAACAUGCAACAGGUAGAAGAUACAAAAUUACACAAUGAAAAAAUUCUUGAUAUUCUAAGAAAAAGAAAUUCAGAAUUACAAAUGAAAUUUGAUGAAUGUCAAAGUGAAUUAGAACUAAAAAGCAAUAGUAGCAGUUCAAGAUCUACUAGUCCAGCUUUUGAAAAUAAUAGAAGAAGACGUAGCAGAAAUGAGAUAUUUAAUCAAAGAAGACAACUAGAAAAUACAGAUUAUGAUCAAAAUUCACAAACGUGCCAAAUGUUAAGAAAGAAAAUUCAGGAAUUAGAAUUAGAACUAGUAAUAAAAAAUGGACAAAUUUCGGCAUUAGAAACUCAAAUUCAGAGUGAAAAUUUUCCUUACUUACAAAAAUGUAAGGAACUAGAAGAAGAUAUGCUCACGUUUCGUAAAAAAAACGCGGAUCUUAGUUCUGAGGUAAGAAAACUUCAAAGGACUCUAAAUGACAUUAACACAUGGGAAUGUGAUAUAUGUAGACGAUGGCGUAUUAAUCGGAGAAACCAAGCGUGUCAAACGACAUUAAAUAAUACGUCACAACUUUUUACAAUGAAUAACGAAAUAAUUAAGGAUGAUCUAAAAAUAGCAAAACUGGAAAAAGAAAACGCAUUAAUAAGAGAUGUAUGCCGUGCACGAUGUCGGAAAAUAAAACAUUUGGAGGACAGAGUAAGGGAAUUAGAAGAAGCACAGGCUGUGUCAUAUUCAAAAUGUAAUAAACUUUUGAAAGAGAGAACUAGUCAACAACAUAUUUCCAUGAUGGAAUUCAACAAACAUUUAGAAAAAGAUACAAAACCGUGAGAAGAACAUAUCUUUAAAUAUGUUUUGCCUGAAAUUAGACUGCCAAGAAUUCGUUUUUUUUUUUUAGUGGUGCUUAAUUAUUGCAAUGCAAUUGCUACAAUUUAUUUAUUACAUGCAAAGGAAUGUACGUGCAUUAUUAUUUAACAUAAUUAUAAACAAAAUUCAAACAACACUUAAUUAACCACAUUAAUAUGAAUAUAAAAAAGUAAUUGAUUUUUUUUGAAAACAAAAUAUUCAUAUAUUAUUUAAGUGUAUGUUAAAUUUAUGUACAUUGCUAAAAUUUUUUUUAUAUGCAUGCUAUUUAGAAUUUACAUAUUUAUAUUUCAUAUUCUAUUUUUCUUCUAUUUCUUCAAAAUUUUGAAUUUUUAAUAAUUGAAUUUACACAUUAUAUAUUUAAUAUUUUUCUACAGAGCAAUGAAAGAAAAUGUUGCAGUCAAUGUGUUAAAGUUUCCAAAAUCUUCAAAUUAUAGAAAAAGCAUACGGAACACUAAUUAAUAAUAAAUAAUAUCUUUCAGAAAUUAUAG
Molecule: messenger RNA, 6872 nt
Organism: Heterotrigona itama
Lineage: Eukaryota; Metazoa; Arthropoda; Insecta; Hymenoptera; Apidae
Source: the annotation of a GenBank genome assembly